AUGUGUAUUACUUUCCACAACAUGUUGCCUCCCUCCAACGGUGUCAUCCUUCCCAACUUUGAUGACUUCUCUCCACUAAUUGAGCGUUUUAAACCAAGUGUUGUCUAUCAACAACAACGACCCUCAUCAUCGCAAAACCUUCUCACUCUGAUCCGAUGCUUGCUUCUGUGGCUCCUCAAUGAUCUUCUCACCUCUGCUAGUAUUUUCUUACACCAACAUAAGUACACUCAAGAGUUAAUUGCUCUAGCUAGGCUUCAAGAUGGUCGUUCUGUUGAUACUCCCUUGGAAGUGAAUGUUAAGUAUCAUUGUGAUGAGGGUGAUUUUCUCUCUAAUUCCUCUUUGCAUAGACAGCUGGUGGGAAGCGUGAACUAUUUGACUAUUACUCGCCUUGAUAUUUCUUUUGUUGUUCAACAAGUUAGUCAGUUUAUGCAAGCACCUAAUUUUCAUCUAGCGGUUGUCUGUCGCAUUGUUCGCUAUUUGCAAGGCACUUCCUCCUGUGAUAUUUUCUUUCCUGUGGGCUCUCUUAUUCAUCUGGUGGCAUAUAAUGAUGCUGUUUGGGCUGGUUGUUUUGAUACUCGUCGUUCCAUUAAUGGUUGGUGCAUGUUUCUUGGUAACUCUCUCAUUUCUUGGAAAAGUAAUAAGCAAGAUCGUGUGUCUAAAUCCUCCACUGAGUCUGAGUAUCGUGCUAUGUCUUCUGUUUGUUUUGAGAUUGUUUGGAUAUGGGGAUUGUUGGCUGAGCUCAG
Messenger RNA from Olea europaea var. sylvestris, 743 nucleotides. RefSeq lists its product as uncharacterized. The transcript has a single exon. The annotation marks the transcript as partial. The record is from RefSeq and is a predicted model, not a curated record. NCBI's taxonomy places the organism in Eukaryota, Viridiplantae, Streptophyta, Magnoliopsida, Lamiales, Oleaceae.